Molecule: messenger RNA, 3565 nt
Organism: Mesoplodon densirostris (Blainville's beaked whale)
Lineage: Eukaryota; Metazoa; Chordata; Mammalia; Artiodactyla; Ziphiidae
Gene: TRIM68
Product: tripartite motif containing 68
Exons: 7
Coding region: 27-1628 (533 amino acids)
Molecular function (GO): protein binding; zinc ion binding
Source: RefSeq, a predicted model, not a curated record
CGGGCUGGCUGGGCCAGCCGCUUCGGAUGUGGCGGACACUCGGCCGUGGGAGCCAAGCGGGCGUCUCCACUUUCGGUUUCAGCCUCAGGGCGCUACUCCCGGCUGAGAAGGGAGCCUUCAGUGGCUCCGCCUGGUUUUAUUCAUGUUCUGAGGAGGGUGUGACAGGAGCCAUGGAUCCCGCAGCAUUGGUGGAAGCCGUUGUAGAAGAAGUGGCCUGUCCCAUCUGCAUGACCUUCCUGAAAGAGCCCGUGAGCAUCGACUGUGGCCACAGCUUCUGCCACAACUGUCUCUCUGGACUCUGGGAGGUCCCAGGAGAAUCCCAGAACUGGGGUUACUCAUGUCCCCUCUGCCGGGCUCCCGUCCAGCCAAGGAACCUGCGGCCUAAUUGGCAGCUGGCCAAUGUUGUAGAAAAAGUCCGACGGCUAGGGCUGCAUCCAGGAAUGGGGCUGAAGGGUGACGUGUGCGAGACCCACGAGGAGCAGCUAAAGAUGUUCUGCAAAGAGGAUGGCCUGAUCGUGUGCGAGGCCUGUGGCCGGUCCCCCGAGCACGAGGCCCACAGUGUCGUGCCCAUGGAGGAUGUCGCCUGGGAUUAUAAGUGGAAACUUCAUGAGGCUUUAGAACAUCUGAGGAAAGAGCAAGAAGAGGCCUGGAAGCUGGAAGUUGGUGAGAGGAAACGAACUGCCAACUGGAAGAUACAGGUGGAAACCCGAAAGCAGAGCAUCAUAUGGGAGUUUGAGAAAUACCGGCGAUUACUAAAGAAAAAACAGCCACCAGGUCGGCGGCUGGAAGUAGAGGCUGCCGCCGCUCUGGCCAGCCUGGAGCAGGAGGAAGGGGAGACCACGCAGAAACUGGGGGUGAGUCACAACGCACUCAUCCAGCAGAGCCGGGUCCUGUGGAGGAUGAUCGCAGAGCUGGAAGAAAGGUCUCAGAGGCCUAUCCGCUGGAUGCUGCAGGGUAUUCAGGAAGUCUUAAACAGGAGCAAGUCUUGGAGCCUGCAGAGACCAGAACCAGUCUCGCUGGAGCUGAAGACGGACUGCCGUGUGCUUGGGCUCAGAGAGAUCCUGAAGACAUAUGCAGCGGACGUGCGGCUGGAUCCAGACACCGCUUAUUCUCGCCUCAUCGUGUCUGAGGACAGAAAAUGCGUGCGCUAUGGAGACACCAAGCAGAAGCUGCCCGACAAUCCUGAGAGAUUUUACCGCUACAAUAUCGUCCUGGGCAGUCAGUGCAUCUCCUCGGGUCGGCACUACUGGGAGGUGGAGGUGGGAGACAGGUCUGAAUGGGGCCUGGGAGUGUGUAAGGAAAAUGUAGACCGGAAGGAGGUGGUCUAUUUAUCCCCCCACUACGGAUUCUGGGUGAUCAGGCUGAGGAAGGGCGAUGAGUACCGGGCAGGCACCGACGAAUACCCACUCCUGUCCUUGCCCGUCCCUCCCCGCCGGGUGGGAGUCUUCCUGGAUUACGAGGCCCAUGAUAUCUCCUUCUACAACGUGACUGACAGUGGCUCCCACAUUUUCACUUUCCCCCACUAUCCCUUCCCUGGGCGCCUCCUGCCCUACUUCAGUCCUUGCUACAGCAUCGGAGCCAACAACACCGCUCCGCUGGCCAUCUGCUCCCUGGACGGGGACGACUAAGAGAGCCACCAUUUUAGCCAGAGGCCUUGGAAUGUCGCCUGGCCCGCAGGGGUCUUGGAGGACCCUGCCCCUGAUGAGGGUCCCCUGGAACUGAGCCGAGCCUGGAACCCAGGGAUUCCUCUGCCUGACCCAGUGGUCUGUCGCUACUGGGCCAGUCUCCCUCUAAACCACUCAUGUUAAAAAGCUGAGGCUCAGCAAAAGGAGCAUCGCACCCCCGUGGGAAGUAUGACAAGGCUUUUGGUGAGGAUCACAGCGGUUCUAAGGACCAGGAUAGUGCUUUCUGCAGGUCACACCCCUCUUCCCCAUCCCUGUCAGUGCCAUAGUCAGUGAGGAUGAUGAAUUAGAUCCGAUCUUCAGGAAACCCAUUGGGUCAGGUUUACCGACAAGCCAGAAGAAUACUGUCCAUGUCCAGAGCUGGUUGCUGUGCUGAUAGCAGCAGGAGGAUGCUUCACCUGAGGUGUACUGCCUCUGAGCACCCAUAUUUCACCCUAGCUCUCUGACCUCCCAGCUAGAGAAAUGCAUCACCAAUUGCCCAGACCGCCCCAGUGGCCGUCCCCUCUCUGAGCACAAGCUGGGCAAGUCACUAAUCUCAGACUCUAAGGAGACCUGUGUCCUGGUCCUGCCCUUUUCUCUAAAUAUCAGAAUCGGAAAACCUAUUUUCACUUCAUGGAUGAAGAGACAAAUGGCCUUAGUGCAGCCAGUUAUUUCUCACAAAGCUGAUGGAAAGAAGAGUGCAUAGAUUAUGAAGUAUUUCUCACAUUCAAAUGAAACCAAACUGACAAACUCACUUCUCAGGUCACAUGUCUGCAUAUCAUUCAUUACAUUCAGGUCUGAAACACCCCAAUGUUUGAAAGAUUUUAAGUGUCCUCAAUGGGAAAAUGGGUAUAGUAACUGCAUACUCUCCUACCUCGCAGGAUUGUAAAGAUCUCAGAUCCAUCCCGUACUUUUGUUCCUUUCUCAGGGACAGGGGAGGCAAGCCAUGGAUUUUGCCUGUGGUGGCAACCUUCCCAUCUCACCUUUUUACAGCAUCUUUGCAGCACUGCCUUAGCUUCUUAGGGCCUCUCCUGACAGUCCUGUCCUUUUAGACCAAAAGAUACCCAUGCCCUGGCCAACUCUGGGCCACAGUAAUAUAUUGAGCGUCUAUUAUAUGUGUUUGUCUUUGGGUUAGAACAGGGACUGUGACAUUAGGGUAGAGAAUGGAAAUAAUACAAAGAAAUGUAAAACAAAUGCACUGAAAGGAAGGCUCACCCACAAGCUCGUUGGGCUAAAGUUUGGAUCUUUGUCACCAAGGGAAUGUUCAUGGUUCUGGCAAAUAUUCUGCCUUUCUCUUCCCUAAAUCUGUGACAGAAGGAAUAAAGCAGGAGGGAAGUGUGGGGAGGAAGAAUAGGACUAGGCACAAAAAGCCAUAUAUGAUAAUGAAAGGGAAUUAAGACUGUAUAUCUGGGCUGUUGGCCCUUUAGAGUGAUUGUUGUGUGUGACAAAAAUAAUUCAUUACAGGUCUUAAAAGUGUGAUGUGGGAAUGAUUGUGCUGGAAACAAACUGUAAAGCAAGCAUAUGAGAACUAUGGGUUUUGCCUGUUGUGAGGGGCUACAAUAUAUACAUUAUGUAUUGUCACUGUGAUGCUGUGUAACACAACCUCUGAUGUAGUUUAAGCUGGAAAGUAGUGACUGUUGAGUUAGGAUUGGGCAGCAAAGUAGAUACUAGGUUAGGUACAGGCAGAAGCAAAAUCAUUCCUGUAAUAAAGAAUAGCAAAAAUUGUCUUUCUACCUUAAUUGUAUUGGUUGUUCACAUAUGAAGGAGGUGAAACAGGCCAAAGUGGAGAAAUAAACUCAUUCCUCCCACCAUGCUUCCAAGUUGCUCCUUGAGCAUUAGCAGCAGAAGAGGAGAACUUGCUCUCACCCGCCUGGAGGGGAAUGAACUGGUAAGUCACAGACCUG